GGGAAGUUGAUUGCACUCAGAACGAUUGACUACCAUCGGACUAAUGGAUGCCGUCCUGGUCAUUCAAAAGAUGAAAGUUUCGGUGACACUACAAGGAAGAGGUAUUACUGCUGUGGGGUGUGCUAUAUGGAAUUUGUCACUCGAACAGCCUUUCACGAGCAUUUAAGCAUAGAACACGACGUCCACCCUCAAAUCCAUGAGCUGACGUUCCCCAGCAUGGAUAUGUUCAAGCGUUUUGUUCGUUGGUUAGAACUGAAGGGAGGAGCUCACUUCCGGCAUAAAUCUGGUUCAAAACGGCGUCAGCGUGGGAAAGGCAUCUUUAUGGCUUGCAAUAGGAGCGGGUUUGUAAAUUCAAGUAAUGCUACUGGAAGCGAACGUGACCGCAUAGGACCAUAUCGUAUGGGGCAUACGUGUACGGCAUAUAUCCACGGAACCCAGCAUGCUGACGGUCGUGUUUCUAUCGAGAUGUGUGGAGAUCACUAUGGUCAUGAUAUUCGGAUGCGACUUCCACCGAUCAUCAAAUCGAUAAUAGCACAACGACAAAUGGAAGGCGAAAGCAGCGCUGAUAUCAUUGAUUAUUUGAGGCAGCACUUCUUACCAUACGCCAAUGAGAACAUUUAUGCACAGAGAGCAUGCCUUGUUGAUAACGAAGAGUUACGUACUAUCCACGUAACCACGACGAAGAAGUGGGAAGUUGAAGGUAUACCGACUACUUGUGAAAUAUGGGAGGAAGAACUACUUGAUAUGGUUGGCAUUGUUCGCGAAGGAGUUCCGCGAGUUCGUCCCUUAAAUGAAAAAACAACAGAAGAGAUCGCGGAACAACAGAAUUGGCCGAGACCCAUCGUGUUCACUGCGAAAGUUCGAACAAAGACUGGAGAGUUUAUACCCCAUGAAACACUUAUGGAAGCUGAGCGGGAGAACCGUGUUGAUCAUGGUUAUAAGGACGACUGCGCAGUGAGAGAAAUUCUAUCAUAA
Molecule: messenger RNA, 975 nt
Organism: Haemonchus placei
Lineage: Eukaryota; Metazoa; Nematoda; Chromadorea; Rhabditida; Trichostrongylidae
Source: the annotation of a GenBank genome assembly